UCUCGCUCUCUCCCUCCCUCUCUCUCUCCCCUCGCUGCUGCUGCUGCCGCAUUUCACUCAAGAGCUGAGCCGGGGAAAGAGUCACCCGGGGAUCCCAUCGGAGACGCCGACGAUGGUGGCGUGAAGAGUGUCGCCACACGUGUACGUGGUCAAUCGCUCGCCAAGCUGGUCACCCACCCCGGUCAAUUCGACGCAGCGCAGGUCACCCCGCUCACCCAGUCGCGCGUGAACCACACCGGCCGCAUUACGCACCGAGUCAGCUGAGUCAAUUAGUCGCCUGAGCCGUCCGGUCAAAUACAUGUGACCGGCCGGUCACGUAACAAGCUAGUCGCCCAGUCACGCGGUCACGGAGGAGACAUCCUCGUCACCGGAUCACCUCGUCACCAAGUCACGCAACCAGGCAGUCACCCAGCCAGUCUCACCUACAACCACCCCCGGUCGACCAAACGCGCACGUUCACGCGCAGUCAGUGAAGUCACGGGGAUAUCAACCCACCCGGUCAUCCCAGCAGCCGGUCACCCGGGUCACACUCGGUCACCCAAGCGGCCACGCGGUUUAGGCGGGGCAUUCUCCACCCCAGUGAGGACGGCCACUGAAUAAUAACCAACGCGCAAGGGCGAGAGAGAGAGAGAGAGGAGGCGCGGAGAGGAGGUGCGGAGAGCCAUCCAAACCCGGGAGACGCGGCACCAUGGCAGCCACCGUGGCCACCCUUCUGCUCCUCGCGCAACUCGCAGCGGUGACGGGGAUCUUGCCCGAAUGUGAAUUCCUCGUGGAGCUCAAGAAGCGGGAGAACGAGUGUGCGGAGCGCGUGGGCCACGAGAUCAACGCGUCCGUCGCUCGCGGCCUCUACCUGCCCGGCUGCCCCGGCAUGUGGGACAAUCUGUCGUGCUGGCCGGCGGCUGCCCACGGAGACGUGCGGUCCGUGCCCUGCCCGGAUUUCAUCGCCCUCUUCAAGAAACGAGGCGUGGUGUACCGGAACUGCACGCACACCGGCUGGACCGACCCCUACCCCAAAUACGACGAGGCCUGCGGCUUGGACGACGUCAACGAGAAUGAGACGGACGAGAGGUCGUACUACAGGACGGUGAAGAUCACGUACACGGUCGGGUACAGCACGUCGCUCAUCGCUCUCACCGCCGCAAUGCUCAUCCUCUGCCUCUUCCGGAAGCUGCACUGCACGCGCAACUACAUCCACAUGCACCUGUUCAUGUCGUUCAUCCUCCGCGCCAUCUCCGUGUUCAUCAAGGACGCCGUCCUCUUCCCCGACAACGAGGGCAGCCGCUGCUCCACCGCCGCGGAUGAAGAUGAGUACUUCGAUGACAUGGAGAACAUGAAGCUGGGCUGCCAGCUCACCAUGGUGUUCUUCCAGUACUGCAUCAUGGCCAACUACAGCUGGCUGCUGGUGGAGGGUCUCUACCUGCACACCCUGCUCCUCAUCUCCUUCUUCUCCGAGAGGAAGUACUUCUGCUGCUACAUCCUCAUCGGCUGGGGAGCCCCCGCGAUCUUCAUCGUGCCCUGGGCCCUGUCGCGCUGGAUCUACGAGAACACCGGCUGCUGGGACACGAAUGACAACCACGAGAUCUGGUGGAUCAUCAAGGGCCCCAUCCUCUUCUGCAUCCUCGUCAACUUCAUCCUCUUCAUCAGCAUCAUCCGCAUCCUCAUCAAGAAGCUCAAGUCCCCAGACGUUGGAGGGACCGACUCGAGCCACUACAAGCGUCUGGUGAAGUCCACGCUGCUGCUGAUCCCGCUGUUCGGCGUGCACUACAUCGUGUUCGCCUUCACGCCCGACAACAUGCUGCGCGACUUCCCCAUCGAGAUGAGACUCUACUUUGAGCUGUCCUUUGGCUCCUUCCAGGGCUUCGCCGUGGCGAUCCUCUACUGCUUCCUCAAUGGAGAGGUGCAGGCCGAGCUGAAGCGCAAGUGGCGACGCUGGUGCGUGGACCGCUACCUGUCGGUCGACCUGCGGCAGCAGCACAACUCCACCGUGAGCAACGGCAACAACGGAGCCACGCAGCUCUCGCUGCUCACCAAGUGCAGCCCCAAGACGCGCUCCUCCAGCCUGCAGACAGUAACCGCAGCCCCGGAGCAGCAUGGCGCGAUGAUCAGUGACUGCCGCGUGUAGCCGUCCCGUGGCGCCACCCCGCGUAGUGUCCGUGGUUUCGUAGGGACCCCUGUCGAUGUAUAGCCGUCCGCAAGCUCGGUCGCUGUAGCGACCUCCGGCUUUUAUGGCGCCGGUUUUCCCGCAGAGCGCGGGCAGAAACUUCCCCGCGGAAAACGUCUUGCUCGAUCCUUAGGGUGCGGAGGCCUCAGAACACCGGUCGGGGAAAACCAGGCGCCGGCCAAAGUUUUGCGCGCGCGACGCGUCGUUACUGUUAUUAUGAUGAUGAUUAUUAUUAUUGCUGCUCAACGUCUCCCGGCAGCAAAAGUGUCAACUUUUCUAUUUCCACGGGAGGAUUGCCGUUUGGUCUCAGCGAACCACUCGAGCUUGCGGCUCUUUGUGGUCACGUGGUCGAGGCCGUCGUACGCCCAGCGAGAAGGCGGCCGCAGUGGCCGAGACGCGCCCCGUGCAAAGGGGGGGGGGGGGGGGGUGUGGGGAUGGCCAUCCUUCGGAUUUCCAUCAAAGUAUUCUCGCGAUUGAAAACACGGAAGCUGAAUGUGAGCACGCGGGCUGGAUCGAGACCAAGCGCGCUUGUCCCAGAAAUCGCCCUCUUGCCUCCCUCCGCCACCCCUCACCCUCCCAUCAGCGUAACGUGAGGACUUAUAUGAGGACUGUACUUAUAUAGGGUGUGCUUGUAUCCGCCUUCUAACAUAAUAGGAAUAAUUUGCCCAGAUAAGCCACACUGAGUCCGAAGGCUUUUUCUUUUUUUCCUGGAGUGUUCUGCAUUGGAAUGUUUCGGGUGAAUUCCAUUGAUGCGUAAUUUUGGUAUACGGAAGGAGUAACUGGAAAAAAAAAAACAUCGAAAAACUCUUCUUGCAGUUGAGGGGGUUCCACUCAGCAUGGCAAUCUACCUUCUGGCUGCCACUCGCCUACAACACGUGGCUAUCCCUGGCACACACGUGGUGCAAAUACCGCUGAGUCAUCGAUAUCCGACAAGGUUGGGCGCAUUGAGGACCAUUUGGCCGUCGGUCAUAGCCGUGGAAAUGUGUCCAGCAGAGCGUCCGUUGCUUCACGUGGCUCUCUCGGCGAGACUCCGCCAACGCCGGUUCGUCUCACGUACGGGGGGCGGGCGGUGGGGGGGGGGGCGAGCAGUGGUGAGGGGGGGGGGGGCUACCCACCCCCCAUGUGGUUUCGUGCCCGUGAGAGCCGUCGCUCACGGGCAGCGCGUAUUCCGCAAACGGAAUUAGCGGUGCAAAAUAUCCGCCGUCGACGAAAGUGUUUGUGUAGUUUACGGUGAUUCGGACGAGUGGACGAAGUGAUCGAGCGACGACUACUACGACUACGGACGCUGCCCUCCAGAGACAAACGCGCGACCCGCUGAGACAAACGUAGACGCUCCUCCGAACGCUCUGAACAAAAGCGGAGACUUAAACUAACUCGAGCCGUGUUCAUCAGCGACUACGUUGCAGCCUGGAAGACCAGAAAAUGAUAACUGCCCGACACGGUAUGUACGUAUUUAAAACGGUGUACCUCGGUCACUGAUUGGCUGAGCUGAUGACGUUGUGGUGGGGGGAGGGGUGGUGGUGGGGUGGGGGGGGAUCGCGUGCCCACGUCACAGACAUCGCUCGUCUGACAUUGGAUGACACUCUCCACUGCCCUCGUCGACCAGACCCCACAAAAUCAGUGACGACAUGAAAUCCGCAGACCUGCGGUUCGACUAAAUCUCCACGUGGUUGUCGUCGCCUCGGCUAGGACUGGGACUCGGACAAAUAAAUAGAACGCUGACUAAAUGUCCGCCGCUCCCGGGCUACGGUCGAGGGGUCGCCCAGUGUCCUGAAGCGUUGGGGGGGGGGGGGAAUUGCCCCUCUCGCCACCCUCCCCCCAGCAGUGCUUUCGGACGUAGCCCGAGUUCCGGUCGUCACUCGUAGACCUCUGCUUAGGUGUCCUCGCGGUGGCGCCGUUUACGGCUCCCCGAUUGUGUUUUUACGCUUGCGCCGCGUUUUGCUGACGUUGGGCACGACGGCGGGCGACGUUUUAUUUAUUUAUUUUUUUGCUGCCGCUCCGCGCGCGCUCGGGAGCCGCCGCUCCCUUCGGGAACCGAACGUUCGCUCGUCCGCGCGCUCGGGGUGUUCGCCGACUCAAAGUCCACGUUCCUCCCGGCGUGCGGAGCGGUGAAACGUCGGGCAAUGGUGGUGCCGAACGGCGCGCGGCCCCGAGUGGGGGGGGGAGGGGGGGGGGGCGUGGGUUGGGGGUACGACCCGACAACAGGCCGGAGGGAGGGCUCCCUUAGACUCGCGCGUGCGUGCGUGUGCGUGCGUGCGUGUUCACCUAGAAAGUGUUUUUUGUAACCAAAAGCCCUGUGGGCGAGGGAGAGCGGGCGAUGUGGAGGACGAGGAGGAGGAGCACUGGUGUCGUUAACGAGUCGGGGCCCCCCAGCCUGGCCUGAUAGAAUGCAGCGUGAGGGUGGGAGGGUUACAGGGAACCCACCUCUGGCUUGAGGGGUCAUUUGCUACUCGAUAUCUGUUUCUUUCUAAGUAAAAAAAAACCUGUUCGUGUACGAAUGCCGAACUGUUCACAUGUUAACGUGGAGGUUUUUUGGAGCGCCGCAAUGUGAUGUGUACCGCGCGUGACUUUCAGCUGUAAGCCAGUCAAUCGAUCUAUGUGAUGUGUAUCACGUGACUCUCAGCUGUAAGCCAGUUGAUCGAUCUAUAUGGUGUGUAUCACGCGUAACUUUCAGCUGUAAGCCAGUCGAUCGAUCGAACUUACGUAUCUGCCGUCUCUUUCUGUUACCCAUUACCCGCAAAGACUAUCCCAUGGCACAUUUCUGUUACGAGGCCACGUCAGUGGCGAGCGUGGUGAGGCUGGUCAUCGUUUUCGCGCGUCGCAUUGCCCACCACGAGCGCCACCCAGCGGGUCGGACCUGCGUCAUUCGCUCUGCUGCAAGUCAUUUCUUGUAUCCGACGCUUAAAAUGAGUUUCGAUGUCCCUACGCGGAGACUGCGAUCAUUCCCCCCCCACUCCGUCCAGCCAUGGGCUUUCGCGAGAAAAAUUCGAUCACGGCGUUCUACUUCCAUUUUGUGUUCGACGGCUUGCAGCCCCCCCCCCCACCCACGCCCCGUGGCUGCACGUGCGGCACCACGUGGCGCCGUGUUUUGAUAAUCGCAAAGGUGGCUAAUAAUGUGUAAUGCGUUACCAAUCGUAAAUGAGAAAUGUUUGCAGUAGUACACACACGCUUUUGUCGACGGAAUGGAUACAGCCAGGGCUGAAUUUCUCACUCGAUAUUCUCCAGAACGCUGCUGGGCUGGCUCGGAGUAGGGAUUGUAGAGCUACAAGGUACGUCUAUACACAAUAAACCUCGGUUGUCGUCGAUUACUGUACCCUAUGUUCCAAUAAUCCCACGAGGAUAAGAUUAGUAGGAUUACAAAACAAGGUGAGAUUGAUGGUGGCGUGCUCAAAACAAUUCCCCAGAACAGUGUUCCGGAUUUUUCGUGUUGAAAUUAAGACUUCUGGUAUGUACCUAAUUACAGAUAUACAUGUAGCGUUUAGGCAAACGUUUCGGGUAAUUGCCAUGUUAUUCAGAGUAGGAGGAAUAUGCAGACGAGAGCGACGUGCUGAAUAGUUGGAGACAACGCAUUGCAGGGUCCCAUGAGCCCAGAGCCAGAUGUCUCACCCGUGGGGUGCCACCUCAAGUGGCAUCCAUCACUUAAGCGGUUCCAAGUUUCUUCAUGUUGGACAAUAGCCGUGAUUUGUGCGUUAUGACCGUUUGAGAUGAGUGGGGUCAUCAGGUUAUUCACCCUUGUUAUAAAUAAACUCCGUACU
Petromyzon marinus (sea lamprey) is the source of this 5916-nucleotide messenger RNA. Its product is annotated as vasoactive intestinal polypeptide receptor-like. Gene Ontology annotation, molecular function: vasoactive intestinal polypeptide receptor activity; peptide hormone binding; G protein-coupled peptide receptor activity. Lineage: Eukaryota; Metazoa; Chordata; Hyperoartia; Petromyzontiformes; Petromyzontidae. Gene Ontology annotation, biological process: cell surface receptor signaling pathway; adenylate cyclase-modulating G protein-coupled receptor signaling pathway. Gene Ontology annotation, cellular component: plasma membrane. The record is from RefSeq and is a predicted model, not a curated record.